AUGCAAAGACCAUCACCACCUACUGAAGAAGAAGAUACUUGGCAAUAUGAUCCCAUUGAUCCCAACAAGAUAAGCCCCAUGAAGCUUAAGAGUUCAAUGCUAAGAAUACACCAACUUUUUCAGAAGGCACGAUUUCCCCUUGCCCCUCAUGCAGUCAAUCAACCAUCAUCACCACCAUCUUCACCACCACCCCAGUGGUAUGUCAAUUCCAUAUCAAGAGAGAAGCUUGCUGAGUUCAAUCAGUUUGUCCAAACUCUUCCAGCCAGCAUGUCCUUCCAACAAGCUUGGCGCCACUACCCAUUCACCACCUUCUUCCACAACUGCAGAGAGACACCUGAGGACAUCAAAGAGCUUUUUGAGAAAGCUAAAGUUCAGCCUACCUUCAAGACCCUCUACAAGAUUGAAGACCCAGGUCAAUUCUCUAUUCCCUGUCAAGUAAAUGGUCAUUACUUUGAUAGAACACUAUGCGAUUCUGGCUCUUGCAUAAACCUCAUGCCAACCCAAACCGCCAAACUCCUUGGCAUCACACGCUUGCAACCUGCUCAAGGUCACAAGGAGACAAGAACUAAAAGACUAUGUCUCAGGCCGUGCCCUUACCCCAUCUCCAACUAA
Molecule: messenger RNA, 612 nt
Organism: Microthlaspi erraticum
Lineage: Eukaryota; Viridiplantae; Streptophyta; Magnoliopsida; Brassicales; Brassicaceae
Source: the annotation of a GenBank genome assembly